UGAUUUUAUUAAACCACAGGAGCAACUGAGGAGGAAGUGACUCUUUCAGUGUAUGAGGCUUUCACUCCUGAACAAGCUGCUGCUUCACACACACAGACUAAGAUAUAUUUGUUAAGUGUUUUUAUUGUCGUAAAAGCGUUAGAAAUCAAAAGCUGAGUUCUCUCUAGAGCUCCAGCAGCAAAUAUGUUUGCUUAAGUCAUCUGGCUUCCAGUUUGUCUUGUUAGUUUUAUGUUCUUCUUUGCUUUUCUAUAACAGUAGGACCAUCCUACGCAUGUUUUACGCUCUGUAGAGAUUUUAACAGGUCAGGUUUGUUGAGCUCGAGGUUAGAGAGUGCAGUCAUGAAGGAGGAGAUCGCUGCUGCUGUGUUCUUCGUGGCUCGCCUGGUGAAGAGAUAUGGUUGUCUGGAUAAUGACAGCAGGGAGCGCUUCGCCGCUGCCCUCACCUCUGUUCUGUUUGAGAGCUACAAGAACCACUGGCACCUGAAUGCACCCACCAAGGGGCAGGCCUACAGGUGUCUCCGUAUGAACCGUGUGCAGCUGCAGGAUCCCGUGCUGCAGCAGGCCUGCGAGCGGAGUGCGGUGCGGUACGAGGAUCUCGGCCUUCCACACGAGCUGACGGUGUGGGUCGACCCUGGAGAGGUGUCCUGCAGGUACGGCGAACACAGCACUCCAUUCUGUGUCUCAGUGGUGGACAGCUGUCGUCGUGGCGAUGGGGAAUUUUCCCGCCGCAUCCACGAUGCUGUGGAACGGGCGAGCCACGACAUUCGAUCAGGAAGCUUCUCAGACGACGACACCGAGGAGGAGGGGUGCGGAGACAGCAGCAUGAGCAACAACAGCAUGAGUAGCAGCAACCUAUCAACUCUCUGCCCGGCUCCGAUUCCGCCCGCCAACCCUGAGCCCAAGACCAUCCCAACUGUCAGCAACCCCAACAGUGUCUACAGGUUCAGUGAGUUUUCUCCAGGCGCCCCUCAGACCUGGCUAAGGGAGAAGCGGAAGGCCUUUGCUGCGGAUCCAUUCCCACCUCAUCCUCCCCCAGUUGGAGGUCCGACCUCCCAGUUCUCCAGCCAGAAAGGCUUCAAGUCCUAUCGAGCCACAUUCACCUUCACCGGGCCUCGUGUUGACAAGUACCACUGGGUCAGCAAAUCCAGAUCCUAGAUCAACCGAGCCUUCAGCCUAGAAGCAGAAUCGGGUUACUGCUUGGGACAGCAGCCAUAGACACUGUGGUUGGGGGAGAAAAAAGUUUCAACGCAGUUUACGUAUCUUUAAGGGAUAAUUAUUAUUAAUUGCAUAUGGUUUAAAGUGUUCACGAUUUAAAGUAAUGCUGUUUAAGCAUGUUUUUAAACUUAUAAUAUCAAGUAUUUUAAGCAGUUCUCCUUCUAAAUGUGUUUUUAAACUAAAAGUAAGUGUGAAUAAACAUUGAACUGUCAUUGAAAAGAAAUAAAAGCGUCUGUGUCAGCUCUGCUGGUUGUCCGAA
Epinephelus lanceolatus (giant grouper) is the source of this 1473-nucleotide messenger RNA. RefSeq names its product B-cell translocation gene 4 (gene btg4). The record is from RefSeq and is a predicted model, not a curated record. NCBI's taxonomy places the organism in Eukaryota, Metazoa, Chordata, Actinopteri, Perciformes, Serranidae. Gene Ontology annotation, cellular component: nucleus; cytoplasm.